AAAAGAGGAGAAGGAGUGUGAAUUGGUGGAAGUGUAGUGCUGUUGGUGCUACUGUGAGGUUUGGCUUCGCUCUGUUUGUCUGCGAAAAGUUUCUCCAGCAUCAUGGGAAUCAGAAAGAAGAACAAUAAAACUCCUCCGGUCCUGAGCCACGAGUUUGUGAUCCAGAACCAUGCAGAUAUCGUGUCAUGUGUGGCCAUGCUCUUCCUCCUGGGACUCAUGUUCGAGAUCACAUCAAAGAUUGCAGUUUUGUUCAUAACGGUGCAAUACAACGUCACACUAACAGCAAACGAAGGUACCGAGGAGACGCCGGUGAACUAUUUCCACCAUGGCCUGAAGGAUGUGGCCACCGUCUUCUUCUACAUGCUGGUGGCCAUCAUCAUGCACGCCAUCAUCCAGGAGUACAUCCUCGACAAAAUCAACAGGAAGAUGCACUUCUCCAAAACCAAACACAGCAAGUUCAACGAGUCAGGCCAGCUCAGCACUUUCUAUCUGUUCUCAUGCUUGUGGGGAACCAGCAUUCUGAUUUCUGAGAACAUCCUGUCGAACCCUGUCAGUCUGUGGGAAGGCUACCCACACACGCUGAUGCCGUUCCAGAUGAAGUUUUACUACAUCUGUCAGCUGGGUUACUGGUUCCAUGCUCUUCCUGAACUCUACUUCCAGAAGAUCAAGAAAGAGGACAUUCCCCGUCAGCUGGUUUACAUCAGCCUGUAUUUGGUCCACAUCGCAGGCGCUUACAUCCUCAAUCUGAACCGUCUGGGUGUGGUGCUGCUCGUGCUACAUUAUUUUGUCGAGUUGCUCUUCCACGUGUCUCGUAUCAUUUACUUCAGUAAUGAAGAGAGACAAGCAGGGUUCUCAGUGUGGACUGUCCUGUUCGUCCUGGCCCGCUUAUUGACUCUGUCUCUCUCUGUCCUCACUGUGGGGUUCGGUUUGGCCGGAUCUGAACGCCAGGGUCUCGACCUGGCCGAGGGAAACUACAACGUGCUGUUCGUCAGAGUGACUGUCCUGGCUGCAAUCUGCAUCACUCAGGCAUUCAUGAUGUGGAAAUUCAUCAACUUCCAGCUGCGGCGGUGGAGAGAACACGCUCAGACUCUAUCCUUAAAGAAGAAAUCUUCCUCCUCAAAGGGCAAGUCCAGGAAAGCCAACGGUGUGAACGGAUCACUGAGUGCCAACGGAGCCGAUUCUCCCAGAGCCAGGAAGGACAAAUCAUCUUAAAUAGACCCCGCUGUUCAUUUCAUUCCUCCUCCUUCUCUCUCUCUCUCUCUCUCUCUCUCGCUAUCAUUCCCAGCUCUGUGCUUCAGUCCUGCCUUUUUUGUGUUGGUGGUGUGUGUGGUUUCUUUGUUUUGUUUGUUUUAAAUAAAUAAUUGCAUUGUACUGCACGAUUAGCAUUUCCCAGCUCUCAUACACCUGAUUACACUCACCAGUAAGCAUGUGCCAAUAUUUUCAUAUGAUACAUUGCUGGAACGUUUCCUCAGUGACGGGGCUUGCCUUCUCUGUAACGGAGCUGCAAAAUAAAAGACCUUGGAAGAUUUUUUUUUUUUUGCUGUUUUUACGAAUAAUGGAUCUGUAUAUCUUCUCAGAAAUGCUGCCUAUUUUUCACAAUUGUAAUAUAUAUUUUUGUAUUACACUGUAUAAGCCAUUAAUGGCACAUGUCUGCUUGUCAGGAAAUCAGUGAGCUAAAUGUGCAUAGGAAUAGCUGGGAAAUGUGCUGUGCACAGACUCGGGAACUGCCCUAUAAGCUUUUGUACACAGUAGGGAGGCUACUUCAUAACAAAGUGCCCUUUUUAAAGCCGGGUGCUGAAUACUGUAUUGCACAGAGCUGUCUGUUCAUCACAGGGCGUGGGCUUAUUUGUUUGUUUCUGGCUUUUUUUUUUCUUCUCUUUUUAAUAAUUACUUUAACCUCCCUGAUUAAAAGGGUCCAAAUGCUACACGCUUUAAGCUGCAUUCUGCAUUUCCCAGGAUUCAUCAGUGCCAGUGCGAAAGGCCAACAAACACUUCAAGUGCCUGAUUAUACCAAAAUUGUAUGGACAUUUAAACAGGUUUAAAAAAAAAAAAUCAGUACAUACUGUGUUAAAAGGUGCAAGUGGUCUGUCAAGAUUGUGUGUGUGUGUAUGUGUAAUUCCUUGUUUGCAUUUGCUUAAUUUGUCAUUAUUAUAAUAAUAAUUUGCCCUGAUCACGUGUAACCUUUUAGAAAGUGCAUUUAAUUUGACACCCUGAGUCCUUAUUUGCACUGCAGUGCAAACACGGACAAACGGGGGAAUAUGUUAUGGAUUUAGGAAAAAAUAAUUAGCCUUUUUUUGUUCCGUCCAUGCAAUAAUACUUUGAUAGUUUGCAUUUCCACCAUCAUAUUCUUAAGAAUUAAUUUUGUUCUACGAAAAGCCAAACGCAUUCAAUAAAAUACAAAUUGAAACUGG
Molecule: messenger RNA, 2411 nt
Organism: Neoarius graeffei (lesser salmon catfish)
Lineage: Eukaryota; Metazoa; Chordata; Actinopteri; Siluriformes; Ariidae
Gene: tram1
Product: translocation associated membrane protein 1
Exons: 11
Coding region: 103-1212 (369 amino acids)
Biological process (GO): protein insertion into ER membrane; SRP-dependent cotranslational protein targeting to membrane, translocation
Cellular component (GO): endoplasmic reticulum membrane
Source: RefSeq, a predicted model, not a curated record